UUUUGUGGUACAAUCUGUCACGAUUUGUGUUCUUUGAUGUUUUCUCUUUAAUUGCAUGUUUGAUUUGUAAUUAUUUGCAUUUCAUCUUCGAUUUUAUUGUACGUUAUGAAGUCUAGUGGAAGUCUAUAUGUGGAAAAUAUUUCAACCAAACGAUAAUCUCUUGGUGACGUUUGCAACUAUAUCUAUGUUUAUACAUACAUUACGAAAACUAUUUCGCGGGAGAAUUUAAGUGAAGGAAGAUGUUAGGCAAGCGAAUGCAUCACAAUAGCAAAGGCCGUUUAGCCAGCAAAAGCCAUGACAACGGUAAACCGUCGAGUCCAGGAGUAACACCGCAUUCGAAACCAGCGAAGAUUCCUGGCGCUUCUGGUGGUAAAACAAAGGUAGAAAUGUGUCCUAUUCCUUAUAUGAAAUCUCAGGAUAAUGCUGCAAACCUACCACGAUUUACAGCCAUUGCAGCAAGGUCUGCUGAUGAGCCAAUUGGUAUGGAUGAAUUAGAUGCCCUGCAACUAGAACUUGAAUCAUUACUAAGUACUACAGCACUCCGAAUAAGGUUUUUCCAAUCUGAAAUUGAGAGCAUUGACACGAAUGAGUCAAAGAGAGAGAAAAAAGGCAAAGCAGCUGGCAAACAACUGCAAUAUCCUGUCAAAAGGAAGUUCCAAGAAGAUAAACUAGUGAAAACCAGAGACUACACCAAACUAUCCAACCAGCCAAAAGUACCAAAGUUCAAAAAUUUUUCAAAUGCAUCUGGAGCGUCUCACAAUUAUCAGAGUGAUCUGGUCAACUCAGAUAACUCUGUUAAAUUGGAGUUAUCUCAGCUAACUUUGCCUAAGAAUAAUAUUCCAUACAAGUUUUGGAACUCUGUGGAGCCUUAUUGUGCACCAGUCACAUUGGACGACAUAAAAUUUUUAGAGUCUUUACUGGCACAAAGUAGCAAUACCACUUUGCCUCCUAUACCACCCCUUGGGAAGCAUUAUUCAGAAGUGUGGGCUGAUGAGCACCUUGCAGAAGAUCAAAAUGCUUCUAAUCCCAAUAAAAUCAAAUCUACUGGUAUGUCUCCUGAGGCUUCAAGUUUGAGAAAAAAGUUGGAUAAAUCAAAUGAUAAUAUGAUAACAGGACCACUUACACAGAGAUUAGUGUCUGCAUUAAUGGAAGAAAAUGUUAUGCCCUAUGAUGUACCCGAUGUUAAAGUCAAGGCAAUCACUAAUACCAAAAGUAGUUAUAAGAACUCUCUUACUUUAGAAAAAUGUCUUAGGAAAGAGUUGGUUGAACAGGGCAUUUUAGAUCCAGAAGACUUGCCUCCUCUCACCAAUCCAGCUGAUGACGAGAUCUUAACAGAAAUCAAGAAAUGUCAAACUGAACUGACUGCUGUCAGAAAGGACAACUGUCGUAACCUCAAGCAUCUUAUUGGACUCUGUAAGCAAGAAAUGAUUAGACUGAAUUUGAAAAAGCAACUUGAUCAUGUGGAUAUGGAAUGUAUUGAAAUUUAUAAAAAGAUGGUGGCAGCCAAACAAAAGAAAAGACCAAUUACUAAGAAAGAAAAGGAUGAUGCUUGGAGAGCUAUCAAUGAGCAGAUCAGGCUCAAUAAAGAGAUUAAUGCCUUGCCUUUGACAGGGCCAAAUAGUAGUUAAAUAUUUUUAACUACUUAACUAUACUAAUCCUUUUUAGCUAACUUUUAUUUUGUAAGUACUACUGCAAACAGCUCCAAAUUAAAACUAGAAGCUUAGUUAUUUAAAAGA
This is a messenger RNA of Hyposmocoma kahamanoa, 1736 nucleotides long. RefSeq names its product transcriptional adapter 3 (gene Ada3). Gene Ontology annotation, cellular component: SAGA complex. The transcript has a single exon. Gene Ontology annotation, molecular function: transcription coactivator activity. NCBI's taxonomy places the organism in Eukaryota, Metazoa, Arthropoda, Insecta, Lepidoptera, Cosmopterigidae. The record is from RefSeq and is a predicted model, not a curated record. Bases 240 to 1628 code for a protein of 462 amino acids. Gene Ontology annotation, biological process: regulation of transcription by RNA polymerase II.